AUGGACGAUCCAAAGCUCACCCCAACGGACGAGCGGGAGCAGCUCUUCAGUCAUCUUCUGGAGAAAGUUCACACAGAGGAGGAAUUGCAAAAACAAAAAUUCGUCACCAUCUCUACUCGUUUCUAUGGUACUCAUUGCCCUGCGGGUGGAGUGAUCAAAUAUCAUGAAUUCAUCCAGAGUCCAAGAAACAAUGAAAACAAAGCCAGACGAGAGGCGCUCGUCCUCGAUUGCGAAAUGGUCGGCGUUUCAGAACGCCGCAAAGAGCUAGCCUUUCUAGCAGUCGCAGACCUACUCACCGGAGACAUUCUCAUCAACAAGUUCGUGAAUCCGACCAAUAUCGUCCAGAACUGGUACACCAGAUCGAGCGGCGUAACCUGUGCCGGCAUGAAGGCUGCGGUGAAGAACAACGUCGUCCUUUCCGGGUGGAGAGCGGCGCGCGCUACGCUUUUCGAAUUCAUGGACAGGAGCACCAUACUUGUUGGCCAUGCUCUCCAAAAUGAUCUCAAUGUCUUGGGGGUUAUACACCCCACGAUCAUUGAUACGGCAAUCCUCACCGCUGAUGCGGUGUACAGACCACUUGCAAGACCCUUUCGGAGGACCUGGAGCCUUAAAGCCCUGGCCAUAGACUUGACUGGUCACAAGAUCCAAGCUGGCAACCGUGGGCACAGUGCGCUGGAGGACACUUUGGCCACUAGGCAGGUGCUGAUUCAUUGCAUCAGAAAUCCUCUCGACUUGGAGGCUUGGGCAGAUAGAGCACGAAGCCAGGAACCAGUCAAGCCUGAGCAAGCGGCCGAAUCUGAGGAGCCGCAAGUAGAUUCUUGGUUGGAACCAGUCAACGAUAGUCGCUUGGAAACAGUUGACGAUGGUUGGCGAUGA
This is a messenger RNA of Penicillium digitatum Pd1, 876 nucleotides long. RefSeq names its product 3'-5' exonuclease. NCBI's taxonomy places the organism in Eukaryota, Fungi, Ascomycota, Eurotiomycetes, Eurotiales, Aspergillaceae. Gene Ontology annotation, cellular component: nucleus. The record is from RefSeq and is a predicted model, not a curated record. Gene Ontology annotation, biological process: rRNA processing; ribosomal large subunit assembly. Gene Ontology annotation, molecular function: nucleic acid binding; exonuclease activity.